Myotis davidii is the source of this 891-nucleotide messenger RNA. It is a transcript of the gene SINHCAF, whose product is annotated as family with sequence similarity 60 member A. The coding region runs from base 201 to 866 and encodes 221 amino acids. The transcript has 6 exons. Gene Ontology annotation, biological process: negative regulation of cell migration. The record is from RefSeq and is a predicted model, not a curated record. Lineage: Eukaryota; Metazoa; Chordata; Mammalia; Chiroptera; Vespertilionidae.
GCGCAGAGGGAAAGCGGAAUCUACACCUUCCCGGCCAGCGGUAGCAACUGCAGAACUGCAGGAGACAAUCUUUCUAGACAAGGCAGUUGAGGAGGAGGGAGCGAGCGGCGGGGGGGCUGGCCUGGCGUGCACUCCGCGCCUCGGGAACGUUACUGCGCGUGGAACGGCUGUUUCGGGAAGACUAUUGCCUAGAAGAAAAGAUGUUUGGUUUUCACAAGCCAAAGAUGUACCGAAGUAUAGAAGGCUGCUGUAUUUGCAGAGCUAAGUCCUCCAGUUCUCGAUUCACGGACAGUAAGCGCUAUGAGAAGGAUUUCCAGAGCUGUUUUGGGUUGCAUGAGACACGUUCAGGAGACAUCUGUAAUGCCUGUGUCCUGCUUGUGAAAAGAUGGAAGAAAUUGCCAGCAGGAUCCAAAAAAAACUGGAAUCACGUGGUAGAUGCAAGGGCAGGACCCAGCCUGAAGACUACACUGAAACCAAAGAAAGUGAAAACUCUAUCUGGAAACAGGAUAAAAAGCAACCAGAUCAGCAAACUACAGAAGGAAUUUAAACGUCAUAAUUCUGAUGCUCACAGUACCACCUCCAGUGCCUCCCCAGCCCAGUCUCCUUGUUACAGUAACCAGUCAGAUGAUGGCUCAGAUACAGAGGUGGCUUCGGGCUCCAGCAGAACGCCAGUUUUUUCCUUUUUAGAUCUCACGUACUGGAAAAGACAGAAAAUAUGUUGUGGGAUUAUCUAUAAAGGCCGCUUUGGGGAAGUCCUCAUUGACACGCACCUCUUCAAGCCUUGCUGCAGCAACAAGAAGGCAGCUGCGGAGAAGCCGGAGGAGCCCAGCCCAGAGCCUCUGCCCAUCUCCACCCAGGAGUGGUGACUGAGGUGUAUGUAGAAGGGGAACA